ACAUGCAAGAUGAGCAAGAUGAUCGGACUCUAUAUAAUUUUGGUUCAUUUCAGCGAAUUGCAUUUAGCAAGUGAUACAGUGAUUCAGCCUAGUCCUUUCAUGACAGUUGAAGCUGGAGACGAUGUGACUUUGGAAUGUUCAUUUCCCAAGGAAAGUGCGUAUUUCGUGUUUUGGUUUAAGCUAAAUUUUGGACAGAGACCUUUUCUAAUAGCAGCAUCUCAUGCAUCUCGCACACAAGACACAUUCAACUCCAACUCCACACACUAUGAAGUGCAGCAAGAUGGGGGAAUGAUUCAGCUAAUAAUAUUAAAGACAGAACCAGCAGAUUCAGGGAUGUACUACUGUGGAACAAGGAAGAUUGUUGCCAUUUUUUUUGGAGCAGGAACCUUUCUGAGAAUAAGGGGCGCUGAAAAACAACCCAUUCAUCGGAUAGUUGAGCAGCAGCCUGUGUCUGACACAGUGCAGCCUGGAGACUCUGUGAGCCUGCAGUGUACAAUAGAGACUGGGAGCUGUGCAGGAGAACACAGUGUUUACUGGUUCAGACAUGGAUCAGGAGAAUCCCUUCCAGGAGUCAUUUACAGCCAUAGGAACAGGAGUGAUGAGUGUGAGAAGAGCCCUGAGGCUGGAUCUCCUACACGGAGCUGCGUCUACAGCCUCCCCAAGGGGAACCUCAGCUCCUCUGAUGCUGGGACUUACUACUGCGCUGUGGCCAUGUGUGGGGAGAUGCUGUUUGGCAAUGGGACAAAGAUUCACAUCCAAGAACCUUGCAUUACAGUUACUAUAAUUAUGGGAUCUGCACUAGUUUUGUGUGUGACUGUAAUUUUUACACUGGCCUGCACAAGAAAUAGGAGGACAUGCUGUGAGCAUUGUGCAGCUUGUGAGUCUGAGUUGGAGCAUCUCAAAGACCGUAAGGAAACAGACAGUCAGGUAAACAGCCAGUGAAUAUUCUAUGACCCUUUGUCACUGUACACACCUGACCUGAUUUCUUCCUUUUAUUGAACCUGAUUCCCAUUUUCCACAGAAUCCUGAU
This is a messenger RNA of Brienomyrus brachyistius, 1030 nucleotides long. RefSeq lists its product as uncharacterized. Lineage: Eukaryota; Metazoa; Chordata; Actinopteri; Osteoglossiformes; Mormyridae. Bases 10 to 942 code for a protein of 310 amino acids. Gene Ontology annotation, biological process: response to bacterium. The transcript is spliced from 5 exons. The record is from RefSeq and is a predicted model, not a curated record.